This is a messenger RNA of Mesocricetus auratus (golden hamster), 3772 nucleotides long. RefSeq names its product limb development membrane protein 1 (gene Lmbr1). Gene Ontology annotation, biological process: signal transduction. The transcript has 19 exons. Gene Ontology annotation, molecular function: transmembrane signaling receptor activity. Lineage: Eukaryota; Metazoa; Chordata; Mammalia; Rodentia; Cricetidae. The coding region runs from base 1058 to 2161 and encodes 367 amino acids. The record is from RefSeq and is a predicted model, not a curated record.
AAGUGCGAGAGUCCACGAUAUGUUUUCUUCUUUUUGCCAUUCUCUACAUUGUUUCCUACUUCAUCAUUACAAGAUACAAGAGAAAAUCAGAGGCCAGAAGAGGGUGCUGGAUCCCCAAGAGCUGAAGCUACAAAUGGCUUUGAACCUCCAUUUAAUUGCUGAGAAUCAAACUUGGGUCUUCUGCAAGACCAGCGAGUGCCCUUAACUGCUGAGCCAUCUCUCCAGCCACUGUUUUCCUUCUCCAAAGCAAUGUAGAAUUUAGAGUAUCCAUAAUUGUACCAGUAUUUAUUUAUAUAGUAUCCUUGUAUUAUUUCAUUUUGUUUUGAGUUAAUCAGAGGGGUUUUCUUGUCUUUAUUAUUUUUUUAAGCAGCUGAUCAAUUCACACAUUUUUUAGUUAGAGUUUUAUAUGUACUUCUGUUAGUACUCAGCUUUUUAAAAAGAUCAUAAUAUUUCCUACCUGUGGUGCUGAGCUGCUGGCUACUGCUCUAUGAUACUUAAAGGUUCCAUGUAUUAAAGAUUCUUUGAUAUAAUAUUAUCAGCUUAAAAUUCAUCAAACUAGAGAGAAAUAAAGGAACAGCCCUUGUUGCAGUAUGUUGUUUUGGAGCUGUCAUCUCUAUGAUGGUUUAGAAGUAUCCUGAAUCAUGUAAUCUGCCAGAAAUGUGAAGAUCUGCAGAUUCAAGACAGUGCCUCAGUUAUUUUUAAAGAUGAACAAGAAGAUGAGGAUGCUGUAGUCAACAGGAUAUCAUUAAGAGGGUAUCCAUGCCAAAGGGAGCCUGCCAGGGGUGUGUUGGAGCUGAGUUGGGGAAGGAGGAUGUCUUGAGUGUCAAGCCCAUUCAAUCCAGAAUGGGGAGCUACCCAGACAGGAAGGUUGUUUCUGAGCACCUUCACUCUAGCAGUUUCAGCUGGAGCUGUUUUGCUUUUACCCUUCUCAAUCAUCAGCAAUGAAAUCCUGCUUGCUUUUCCUCAAAACUACUAUAUUCAGUGGCUAAAUGGCUCCUUGAUCCAUGGUUUGUGGAAUCUUGCUUCCUUAUUUUCCAACCUCUGUUUAUUUGUCUUGAUGCCCUUUGCCUUUUUCUUUCUGGAAUCAGAAGGUUUUGCGGGCCUGAAGAAGGGAAUCCGAGCUCGAGUUUUGGAAACCCUGGUCAUGUUGCUGCUUCUUGCAUUGCUGAUUCUUGGGAUGGUAUGGGUGGCUUCUGCCCUGAUUGACAGUGAUGCUGCCAGCAUGGAGUCUUUAUAUGAUCUCUGGGAGUUCUACUUGCCAUAUUUAUACUCCUGCAUUUCUCUGAUGGGAUGCUUGCUGCUUCUCUUGUGCACCCCAGUUGGCCUUUCCCGUAUGUUCACAGUGAUGGGUCAGUUGCUGGUGAAGCCAGCGAUUCUUGAAGACUUGGAUGAACAAAUUUAUAUGAUUACCCUAGAGGAAGAAGCACUCCAAAGAAGACUACACGGGCUGUCUCCAUCAGUGGGAUACAACAUAAUGGAACUGGAGCAAGAACUUGAGAAUGUAAAGACCCUUAAGACAAAAUUAGAGAGGCGAAAAAAGGCUUCAGCGUGGGAGAGAAAUUUGGUGUAUCCUGCUGUUAUGGUUCUUCUUCUUAUUGAAACAUCCAUUUCGGUCCUCUUGGUGGCGUGCAAUAUUCUUUGCCUGCUAGUUGAUGAGACUGCAAUGCCAAAGGGAACAAGGGGUCCUGGGAUAGGAAGCGCCUCUCUUUCCACUUUUGGCUUUGUGGGAGCUGCACUUGAAAUCAUUCUGAUUUUCUAUCUCAUGGUGUCUUCUGUUGUUGGUUUCUAUAGCCUCAGAUUUUUUGGAAACUUUACACCCAAGAAGGAUGACACAACUAUGACAAAGAUCAUUGGGAAUUGUGUGUCAAUCUUAGUCUUGAGUUCUGCUCUGCCUGUGAUGUCAAGAACACUGGGGAUUACUAGAUUUGAUCUACUUGGAGACUUUGGAAGAUUUAAUUGGCUGGGAAAUUUCUAUAUCGUAUUAUCCUACAAUUUACUCUUUGCCAUUGUGACAACAUUGUGUUUGGUCAGAAAAUUCACGUCAGCUGUACGAGAAGAACUCUUCAAGGCCCUGGGACUUCACAAACUUCACUUGUCACAUACCUCAAGGGAUUCAGAAACUGCGAAGCCUUCUGUGAAUGGGCAUCAGAAAGCACUGUGAGACCUGACUGCCUCAGUAGCAUUCUGCAGCCAAGCCUUGACAACUCCUGAUCCCCGACAUUCCCACAGAUACUGAUCAGCUAGCUCCUGGUGGGGUCUGAGUCCACCUGUCAGUGCUGCCUUCUCAUCAGCACUGAGAACUUGGUAUUGCUGAUAAGUCUCACAUUUGAGUUUUCUCAUUGACCUUAGAGCUUUUGGUUAAACCCUGAGUCUGAGACUGAGGAACAGUUGGACGUCUACAGCAGGGAGUCAUCUGGAUGAGAGGAGGAGAUGUGCCAUGAGGCAGACUUGGACUUUCUGAGGCUUUGCUUUAUGCCAUAAGAAGUUUGAGUCUGCAGGUAGAAGCCUGCUUCAAAGUUGCCUGGUACUCCAAAAUAUCUUCAGAAAGUCUUGGAAACUUCUGUACUAGUAGCAAACUAAAAUUUUUAUUUCCUUAAAAAACCAAAAGCAAGAGUUUCUGAUUCAUAUUACAGAAUCGUCAUUAGACUUCGAGCCAAUGGAAAAAUACUAGAUUCUUUUCAAACCUGAGCCUUGGUGGGCAGCCCCAGGACUAUCUUUGUGGUAAGCUGCAGUAGGAAGAAAAUAUAAUUGUAGAUUUGGACUUUUGUGUGUAUACACCUGAUAAUUCUUCUCACAGCACAGUGCCAGUGUUGUUCACACUUGUAACUUAGACUUUGCCUUAUAGGCCAUAUGUACAUUCACUUUUUAAAACCUUUUUUAAGAACUGCUUUACUUCCUGUGCUUGUUGUGCCUGUGAAACCCAUAGACGGAAAUUGCUUCUUCUUCUUCUUUUUCUUCUUCUUCUUCUUGUCUCUCAGGCCUUGGUGACCUUCAUAUACUCCACCUCAGGAAAGUCACCAGAACUUAAAGGUCAUGGAAGUUCAGGUGCAGUGUAAUACGAGCUCAUAAUUACUCAGUUGUAAGUAAUUGUUGAGAUGGUUUCUCAACUCCUGAGUCUACUGAUUAAAAACGCGAGUGCACGCUGUUGCUGUCCCUAGGUAGCACACAGUUCACAGAAAUAUAGUGAUGCUCUCAUGCACUGUGUGGGUGACAAAACAGGUUUGUGUUCAGAAAGAAGUAAAACCUUUUUUCCUCAAAUUGUUGAAAAUAGUUUCUUUUGGAGAAAUUUAUGAAAAACAGGCUGUAUAUGACAUAAUUUCUUUUUACUUAGAAAAAGAAGAAAAUUUAGCUGUACUUUUACAAGCCAUUGAGUGCACUUUUUUACUUACAUCAUAGCAUUUCCUGAUUCCUAAGGUUUAAGGAGAAGGACCAUUGGUGCUGUGGCUCUGAGUGACUCAGUGCAUGCCUUCAGUGAGUACUGGUAGAUUCCUGAGUGUGAGCUCCUGCACUAGCACAAUGCAAAUCAGCUGCUUUCCAAUUUCCCCGAUCAUUAUGCCUAUGUUAGUUAAUGCCAGGCUCUGCUUUUUAUUGAAACUUGAAAUUCAUCCUUUGGGCAGACCAAGUGAAGGAGAGAUCAGAGAGCAGUUUUCCACUGCACUCACUUUCAGUGCACAGCAUUUGCUGAUACAUCCAAACACAGAGCUCCUGGCUAAUCUGUAAGGUAAGGUGUCUGAAUAUUUCAUAAAUUAUUAAACUUUUCAAUAUGUCUCAA